AUGGAAUCUCUUCAAACAUUAAUUCUUUCGGGCUGCUCAAAUCUUCUAAGGUUUCCAGAGAUUGAUGGGAAAAUGGAAUGUUUAAAAACUCUUGAUCUUUCCGGUUGUUAUAAAGUUGGAAAUUUGCCAGGGAAUUUGCAGCAAUCAGAAUUUUUGGAGGUGCUUCACUUAAGGGAAACAGCAAUAACAGAACCACCAAUCUUCAUCUUCCGGUUUAAACAUCUUAAGGUUUUGUCACUCAGUGGAUGCAAGGGACGAUCAUUUAAGUUGCGACCAAAUCUGCCUCCUCUCUUUGAAGUGUUCCAAAGAGGGAGGACAAAUUCUAUUCCUCUGAUGGGAUAUCCUAGUGGAAUUUCUUGUCUAUCCUCUUUGACAGCACUUGAUCUUAGUGGUAACAAUUUCGUCAGUAUACCCGCGUCUCUUACUCGACUUUCCAAGAAUCAUUUUCUUGGAUUGUCAAAUUGCAGCUUGUGCAAUCUUUCUGAAGGAGAUAUUCUUGGUCUAUCCUCUUUGAAAUCUCUUGAUCUUAGAGGUAACAAUUUCAUCAGCAUACCUGCAUCUCUGAUUCGGCUUUCCAGACUUUCUAAUAUUCGAUUGUCAAAUUGCAAGGAGCUUAAAUCGUUGCCUGAGCUUCUAACAAGUAUAAAUGCUGUGUGGAUUGAUGGUUGCAAGUCUUUGGAACUAGUUGCAUAUCCAUCAAAAGUAUGCAAAUCAAUUUCACGAGGUAAUGCAGUGUUUAGAGGUAUUCACUGUUACAGAUUGGCCGAGGAGAUCAAUGCAUUAUCAUUGCUGAAAAAACAUAUCAAGGUAUUUGCAAACGCAAGAAAAAUAUUUAGCGUUUUAUUCCUGGAAGUGAAAUCCCAGAAUGGUUCAGCCAUCAGAGUUGAGUCCUCAAUCAAAUGGUUCAGCCAUCAGAGAGUUGAGUCCUCAAUCAGGAUACCACUGCCUUUCAAUAUUCGGAAUGAUAGUCAAUGGAUGGGAGUUGCUUUCUGCUGUAUUUUUACCAAUGAUGAUGCUUCCAGGGAUGAGGGCCUUCUAUGUAGAGCUGCUCCAUCAUAAAUUCUGGAAAGGUUGGUUGUGAUGGAUCUGUUUUUCAGGGUAGAAAUACUCAAGACUUCGAUUGGAGUGGUUCGAUUAUAGGUAAACAAUAUAACCAACCCAUAAAGAAGGACCACCUUUUUCUUCGUUACUAGUCGCCUGACAAAUUUUAUCCAGUUUCCUCGGAGUACAACUGUGUGAAAGUGAAACUGAGAAUUUUCACCAUCAGAUUGCUCAAAUCAGACUGUGAUGAACUUGAAUUGUCUAUCAAACCCGGUAGUAGUGACAACUGUGUUAAGGUGAAGAAAUGUGGUUCGAAUAGUGUACGAAAAAGAUUUAGAAGAUGCCAACUUGUGAAAGAGCAGUGUAGCAGUCAAAGUUCUGUAGAAAUUGAAGAUAUCGAUAAAGACCUCGCUGCCGAUGAUCAAUAGCUUGUCAAACCAAGACUUAUGUCCAUGAAGAGACAUCAAGAGAUGGCAUUAAAUAACAGGUA
Molecule: messenger RNA, 1531 nt
Organism: Hibiscus syriacus
Lineage: Eukaryota; Viridiplantae; Streptophyta; Magnoliopsida; Malvales; Malvaceae
Product: disease resistance-like protein DSC1
Exons: 4
Coding region: 1-1059 (352 amino acids)
Molecular function (GO): protein binding
Source: RefSeq, a predicted model, not a curated record